Messenger RNA from Paramecium sonneborni, 781 nucleotides. The record is from the annotation of a GenBank genome assembly. Lineage: Eukaryota; Ciliophora; Oligohymenophorea; Peniculida; Parameciidae.
AUGAAUAAUCUAUUUACAUUAUUGUUUCUUAUAGAAAUAAUUUCAGGGGCAGAAUAGUGUUAUUGUUCAAAUUUUACUCAACCUUAAUACUGUAAUUAAUUUUAAUAGUGCAAUUGGAAUGGAAAAAACUGUUAUGAAUCUAAUUGUACAGAAAUUCAAACAUCAUCAAAAUGUAUUGCUCCUUAAUGUGCUUGGUAUUUGGAUAAAUGUCAUGAUGGAUAAUAGUGUAAUUAUUAUACAAAUAAACAAAUUUGCAAUUAAGUAUUUGGUUGUGUAGCUAAUGAUGGAUAUUGUCUUCCAUAUGAAGAUUGUAGUUUUUAAACUUAAGAUAAGUGUAAUGGAAUAACUCCUACAGGAAUAUAAUGCUUUUGGAAUUCCUAAACCUAAAAUUGUAUUAAAUUUUAAACAUGCAAUCGAUUAUCUUUGGAUAAUAAUGAUUGUAAUUCAAUACCUUUUUGCAUCUAAAAGAAGAAAUAAUGUGAAAAUUUUAAUAAUUUAGAAUGUUCUGACAUGGAAUCAGUAUUUUCUAUUAUCAUUAUUAGUAAUAUGAAUGUAGUAGAAUGGCCUCUUAUGAAUGUUCAUGGUAAAAUGGUAAAUGUUCAUAUACUCCUUGUUCUACUUAUACCACUUCAUCAUCUUGUAGUAUUAAUUCUUGCACUUGGAAUGGAUCAUCUUGUUUAUAUUGCCCAGUAAAACUUUAUAUAUAUUUAAUUAGAUUGAUAAUUCUUAUAGCAUUUCAUUUAUCAUUAUAAAUCUAUUUAUUUUGGCAGUGUUAUUUUGA